Molecule: messenger RNA, 20583 nt
Organism: Hermetia illucens (black soldier fly)
Lineage: Eukaryota; Metazoa; Arthropoda; Insecta; Diptera; Stratiomyidae
Product: 1-phosphatidylinositol 4,5-bisphosphate phosphodiesterase epsilon-1-like
Exons: 13
Coding region: 1022-7123 (2033 amino acids)
Biological process (GO): small GTPase-mediated signal transduction; phosphatidylinositol-mediated signaling; lipid metabolic process
Molecular function (GO): guanyl-nucleotide exchange factor activity; phosphatidylinositol-4,5-bisphosphate phospholipase C activity
Source: RefSeq, a predicted model, not a curated record
GUUGGGACAAAAGGUGCUCCAGUGCUACAAAAGGAGGAGUCGUUACUGUUCACACUCCAGCCUCCCCUCGCGCUCACUAGUCUGAGGCAGUAUCAUAACCACAGUUAACCCGUUAGAAGUUACGCAUCAAACGAAUGUCCUUUUCUUCAGACGAAGCAAGUUAAACAAAAUUUCUCUGAAGAAAGUUUAUGUUGAAAUGUUUCCGUAAAAGCACAAUUUGUUGAUUGUUUAAAUCGAAUUUUGUUAGAUUUCUGUGAAUUUACAUGCAGAAGUUCUCAGUGGUGUAUUCUGAGGUGAAAACUUGAAUGAAUAGCCCCAAGCGGGUUGGUUAAGUUUUGUGGCGUAUGCAAACGCGAAAGUAGACCACCCGUUUUAAUAGUAAUCAGAAACACCCAGUGAAGUCCUGGACUACCAGCAACAACUUUGCCACUUUUUGUGUAACGUGCACACACCAUCGAGCGUGAUGUAACUUUCUCUCUCGGAAUCCUUCCACCGGGAUUACCCUGUUCCUUUGUUUGCCGUGCGACUUGCACCAAGUUCGGUUACAUUUGAAGGGUUUGUUUUAGAUUCACUAUUUGAACACAAGCUGGUCCCUGUUGCAAGGCUCUAGUUUGCAAAGAAGUUUUUACUGAUUCAAAGUGAAAGUUGAUAAGUGAAAGCCAGUUAUUUGCGUUUCCGUUUGGUUUUUGGAUGUCAGCUGGCGAUUGUGUUGAUAUUUUGUUAAUUUCUGAAAGUGUUUACAAAUCUUUUGGAUUACGUCGAGCCUUCAAGCUUAUAUAAAGUAUAGGACAGCCCCCUGACGGCCGAAACGAUCAAGGAUCAACGAAGAACCAGUAAAAUUUUAAAACGACAGACAUUAUUUGCUAAUGAUAAUCGCGGCAAUUCGGCCGCCCAAAAUAAACAGAAACCGCAACAACAACAACAACAACAAAAUAAUCGUCGCAUAUCACCACGUGCCAGUCCGAAUAUCGAGUCCAAUCAUAAAGCCGUCACUGAGAACGGUACAAAGAGCAAGGGGGCCAUGCGUGAGGCUUUUCCUAGCCUCCCGUUUGGUUCCCCGGGAUUGGAAACAGCAACAGCUACAGCACUAUCACCUACACCAACACCAGCGCCUGCAACAUUGCCGAAUCCAUCGGCAAUUUCAACAUCGGCAACGACGGGGGCAUUUCGAGACAAUAAUCGCGAAAUCCACAGUACUAAAACUUCAACAAUUCACCAACAUUCAUAUCAGCAAGUUAUCUUGUAUCAAUACAGUGGGCCAAAUAUCGGUAGUGCCGCGGCAGCACCACAACAAUCACAGAUACAACAAGGACCGGUUGUCGGAAAAGGUGGAAUCGGGACCGGGACGGGGUUCGGUACAAGCACAUUUAUUGGCAGUCCACCGGUAGAUAUUACAAGAGAGGAGACAACACCUAGAAUAAUUGAACGUGAACGGGAUAGUGGCGUAUCUUUAGAUAGUUCAGACGCUUAUUUUAAGUCACCAUCUGUGGUGAGUGCCACGGCAGCUAUUCCUGUACCCUCCCAUCCGGGAGAUCUGGAGGAAUUACAGAGUGUCCUCCAUUUUCCCGAAGAAGUUGCUCUACGUUUAACAGACGCUGAGUAUCAAUUAUUUUAUCAGGUGCCUCCCGUUGAUUAUUUUAAGCAUGUGAUAUUAGAGCUUCAAAAUGAAACUGGAACAAUGCAACUACCACAGCAACAGCAGCAGCCACAACAAACAUCGAUUAAGAGCUUACAAAAGAGGUUCGAUGAGGUGGUCUUUUGGGUGUUCCAUUUAAUCUAUUCGCAGUCCGUCUAUGAGGAUCGGAAAGCAGCGUUUGCAUGUUUAUUGCGAGCCGCCCUCACCUGCUGGAACAUUGGAAAUUUUAAUGGUGCUCUGGAAAUUACAACAGGUCUUAAAUCGCCAACUUUAAAACCGUACCUGGCAGCAUUCACCGAUAAUGGUAAAAUACCAGCCUUAGAUUUUCUAUCGGCCGCGCUCGAAUCCGUUGAAUACGAGAAAGCCUUAGGACGUGCUCUCGCCAUUCCCGAAUGUCGUGUCAUACCAUGUUUCAAAGUAUUCCUCAAGGAACUCAAAGAACAAAUUUCACAAUCUCUUUCGGUUGGCAAUGUAUCCAUACCAGGUGGAGGAACGGCAAUUGUGUCAACAACAUGCACACCCUCUGUAGCGGCAACAUCAUAUUCACUUCAACGAUCACCCAAUUCGUCGACAGAUUCUUCGUCGAUAUCGUUAAUUGAUAUUGAACCUGUUGUUACGAAUCGAACAAAUAAUAAUAAUCUAGUCGAAUCCGUAAGCCGUGGAGUUCAGACCAACAUAAAACCUUCCUACAGUUUUCGCCCCGACUCCACCAGCCUAUCUCAAACGAAUAAAUGGAGUAGUAGGUUAUUGUACAUAUCUGAUUAUAAUGGUGAAGAUCAUUACUUCACAAAAUUGGGAUCAUCGGGUCUGAUCAGUCAAGAUCAGAUCUAUCGAACACAAGCUGUGAUGGAUCACAUCGAUCAAUGUCAUCAACAUCAUCAUGCCUUAAGUAAAGAGUCGUCAACUAGUCUCUUGGAUUUCCUACGUACGUCAGCCUUUAGCCCGAAACUAAUGGCCGCGACGACAACGUAUCAAACCGAAGCCGACGAACAUGAAGAGGACUACGAAGUGGAAAUAGGCAACUACAACCCGGUGCAACCUCUUUUCAAUGAUCAUGGCGUAGGAAUGAUACCAAUUUCGUCACCACAUCACAAAAUCGAUCACCAUAUCCUGCAAAUUAUGCAUCAUGGUACCACAGCAGUUAUUUGGGAACCCGAAACACCAUCGGAUCGAUCGUGCUAUAAGUUUUUUCGACUGGAGCGAUCUUGUUCCACGGUUAGCUGGCACAAACCCACCUGGGGACGGCUAAGAACUCAUCCUGAGUUCAAUUUGGCAAUCAAUCCAGAAGAAUUGGUCGCUCCCCGGCUCACUUCACGACCGCAGAUUAGUCAAAUAGAGUUUGAAUCGAUGAGUCCUACAAUUGACGAAGGGUUCUUGGAUUUAACAACUGUCAAAGAAAUCACCAUGGGUUCAAGAAAUCAUGAGUAUGAUGCCGACCUUCUGUCAGCAGGGAAGCGAUUUGGAUUGACCCAUGUGGAAUGUUGUGUAUCGAUCUUAUAUGGCACUUCGUUAAGUGAUAACCGAGUGUUAUGUUUGCUGUGUCCACCGAUGUUAUGCAGACUAUGGUUUGUCGGUCUCACCUGGAUCGUUCGUGGCAUCAAGCGCCAGCAACGGCUAGCUGAUCGAUCCAUGCUUUGGCUUAAGGAACAAUAUCUGCAGCUAUUCUACGAGGAAGCAUCUGAACCUCUGGCAGCAGACGCUAUACGAGUAUUUGGCGGACGUGAUUGGUCAAUGGCAGGUGCUAAUGCUGCGGCAGGACUAACGCAGCCAAUCGAAUCAAAUGAAACCCUAAAGCGUGAACAAUCGAUUAAAUUUAAAAAGAAACGAUCCGUAGUGAAUCUAUUGAGUCAGGCGACCAGCAUAAAUACGAGUUGUAGUCAAUCUGUUAUACCUAAUACCCAAUAUGAGGCUUUAGAUAGUGUGGAUUCGUUAGCAUCGCGAUCGACGAAAUACUUCGAUCGGCGAAAAGAACGUAACGGUUCAAGUGAUCAACUGUAUCAGCCACCACCACCGAGGAACCUGCGGGCAGGUUCCAUUACAUACGAAACUAAAUUAGACUUUCUAGAUUUUAUAGCGCUUUUCAGAUCUUUUAGUCUACUAGCACGCAAGGAUUUACGAGACCUGUUUGACCAACUGUCGGUUACUCGCAAGAGUAAAACAAAAUUAUAUUCAGAGAAAAGUCGUUCAGCCCCGGAACUGUGUUCAGUUAGAGGACAUCGAAAGAUUGGACUUCUAACCCGAAACAGUUCGUUAGAUCUUGAGCUCACCGAGGCCAAGAGUGCUCAAAAAAAGAUCUUCGACGCCAUAGCUGCUUCUAGCAUUCUAACAAAUUGUGCUGGAAUCGAUACAGCCAGUAACCAAGUCAUUACCGUGUCAACAUUAAAAAAAUUCUUAGAAUCGCGCCAAGUUGAAGUAAAGACUGACGAUGAAGUUCGAGGGAUAAUUAUGCGCCACGAACCGGAUCAAACGUUGAGACUGGAGAAUUGUCUGAGUUUCGAAGGUUUCGCUCGGUAUAUGAUGGACAAGGACAAUUAUGCGUUCGUGAAUGAGCGCGUGAUUCAAUCAUCAUCGAAUAUGGAGCGUCCAUUAUCCCAAUACUAUAUAGCUUCGUCUCACAAUACGUACCUAACCGGACAUCAACUGAAAGGCGAGAGCUCAGUAGAGCUUUAUAGUCAGGUGCUCCUCACGGGAUGCCGUUGCGUUGAGCUCGAUUGCUGGGAUGGAGAUGACGGUACACCAGUUAUUUACCAUGGACACACGUUCACCACAAAGAUCCCAUUCCGCGCGGUAGUUGAGGCUAUUAAUAAAUCCGCUUUUAUUGCCUCACCUUACCCAGUGAUCCUUUCCAUCGAAAACCAUUGUUCGAUACAACAACAAGCUCGGAUGGCUCAUAUUUUUCUCACUGUGUUUGGUGAAAAACUGGCAUCGAAAUUUCUCUUCGAUUCAGAUUAUAGCGAGGAACCCCUUCUGCCAUCUCCAUCUCAGCUGAAGCACAAAAUUCUCAUUAAGAAUAAGAAAAUUGUAGCGGACAUACCACAAACGAUCUCUACUAGUACGAAGGGUACACCGCAGAAACAUCCAAGUAGCCAGCCGGGACGAACCAGUUCUAUAAUUUCAAAUGCUAGUGGUGGAUCGGUGACAGAGGAAUUUAGUGACGACGAGGAUGAAGAUGAUGACGAAUACGAUAACAUCGACGAAAAAACCUUCAACUCCAUAUUCGGUUCUGUUGACGAGAAGCAACGACAUAGCGUUUCCAACAUGACCCCAACACGAAGACUUGAGCUAGCUGAUGAAAACAAACCGAAAAAGCGUAGCAGUCAAAUUGCUCGAGAACUAAGCGAUUUGGUCAUCUAUGUGCAAGCCAUCAAAUUUCGUGGCCUAAAUCCCAUCAGUCCGCAUAACUCGGUUAGACUACAACAACCUCCCAGCACGGCCAGUUCUAGUGGAAGUCUCGUCACUGUUGGUAGCAUUCUAAAGUCUACAUCGGGUCCACCAUCAAGUGCACCAGGAAGUUCCAUAGACUCCACGUCAGCCAGUUCUGAGCCCGAAACCCAAACUACUACACAUCGAAAAUUGCAUCAUCCCAACGUAAAUCAUCCCACUUAUCAGUGCUCAUCGAUAAACGAAGCUAGCGCAAAAAAGCUAUGCAGGAAGCACCCUUUGGCUUUAAUAGCCCACACUCAAACGCAACUUAUGCGAACGUAUCCGGCUGGUUUACGGAUCGAUUCGUCCAAUUUGAAUCCAGUGUUCUUUUGGGCUUUUGGAAUACAAAUGGUUGCCCUCAACUAUCAAACGGAUGAUCAGCAUAUGCAUAUAAACACAGCGAUGUUUGAAGAAAACGGAUGUUGUGGUUUCGUCUGCAAACCAGAGGUACUGUGGAAUCCUUCGCAUUUGAUGUACCGAAGAUUCAAUCCACUGGAGAAAGAAUUCGAUGGGCUGCAUUGUUCACAAAUAGUCAUCAACGUAGUGUCAGGCCAGUACGUCUGUCAAAGCAACCUGUUCUGCAGUACCUACGUUGAAGUCGAGAUGAUCGGCAUUCAGACCGACUGCAACAAGAAGAAAACCAAAAUUGUGAAGAAGAAUGCCCUCAAUCCUAUUUGGAAUGACACCUUCUUUUUUAAAGUUGUCUUUCAUGAUUUGGCGUUCCUUCGGUUCACAGUGUAUGAUUCGGACUCAAAUCAUGUCGCUUCCCAGCGAGUCAUUCCCCUAAAGUGCCUACGACCCGGUUACAGGCAUGUCCGGUUGCGUUCACCUCUGAAUCAACCUUUGAGCAUGGCCUCGUUGUUUGUUUAUUCCCGAGUGGAAGAGGAAGAAGCAGAUGAAUUCAUGAGCUUAAGACGCGACGAUGGAUGCAGCAGCACCGAACCAGUCGAAGGCGAGGCAAAUCCCAUAAUUUGCCAGAAUAUUCCGUUGAAAAGGAAGAUGUUCUUUUUGAUGGUAUAUGGGGUAGUGCAUGAUGAACCCUACACAAUUCUGAAAAUCACCCAAGAAAGCUCUACACAAGAAGUCAUAGCUCAAGCCCUGCAAAAGGCGGGGAAACCUUUACAGUGUGUCAAUGAUUACAUCAUUGUUGAGGAGGUAAGACGUGGUUGGGAGAAAAAGGAUCGCGAUCUACCAGCAACGCAACGAGUGUUGGAUAACAAUGAAAAGCUUCUGCAGGCUCAAGCCCUUUGGAAGGGGGAGGGCCGCUUCAUUUUGAAACGAAUUGGGGAUGAUCCAAGUAGUCGGGCAUGGUUGACCUCAAUACGGUCAGUUUCUGAACGGAGGUCUCUGUGUGCGAAUAAUGAAAAUGGAUCUUCAUCGUGGGAAGACAACGACACAUUUUUAGUCUGCAUCUAUAACGUAAGUCCCGAUAUUCCUUAUGCAAUCCUGAAAGUUCCAAUUAGCUCCACCGCCCAAGAUGUCCUAGCUCAAGCGCUAAUUAAGGCUCGACGUAUGGAAGACCCUAGCAACUUCGUCCUGGUGGAGGAACUCGAGUUCGGAAGCAGUAGUAAUUCAACGGCAAUCAACACACAACAACGAUCUCUAGCAGAUGAUGAAAACGUCUAUCAGACUCAAGCCAAUUGGAAAACCAUAGGACGCUUCAUCCUUCAGGAUCGCGCCAGUGUUACCCCAUCAAUGCGCCGACAUCGACUCGCAAUAGAUAAAAUCAGUCGCGGAUUCAGUAUCAGCCGUGCAGCCAUGCUCUCAUCUGCUGGUGUAACAGCUGGGAAACCCCCAAUACAAGUCGCCCUAAGCGACCCCACCACAUCACGAAGCUGCAAAUCACGAUCCGACGAUGCCAGCUGCCAAAUGAGCCGCGGAAUUUUUCGUGCCAAGGGAAAUUCCGAAAAAGAAACCCCAACCUGUAGUCCCAGACAACGCCAACGUGAGGUCCAUUCAGAGGGUGAAACCCUUACGGACGACGAGGAUAGAAAUGAUCUCAUGUCGACUGUGUCGCGUUUGAAGAAAAUGUCAAUGAAAAAAUUAAAAGCUUGGAAAUCCUGAGUUUUAACCAUUGUUCUGGAAUUCAACAAUAGUAGCAGUUGAGUUCUGGAAGAACUAGGAAAACAAUUCUAUUGGAAACGAAAUGACAAUGAUGUUGGUGCACCCGAUCGCGAUUCAGUCAGUUGAAGCAUGAAAAUCGAGAAAUCGAUAGUGCGAUCUCUGGCUUCGCCCACCGUGGUUAUAAACGAUCGAUUGUUUUAUUAGAGUAUGUUAGAUUAUGUCGGAGUAUUUUCGCUUGGAAAUGAUUUUUCAAUAUAGUACCGGAACCAUUUCGACCAAAUUGCUAAUCAUAGGAAUUCAGAUUUAACGAAGAGCAGAUGUUGUUUUGGAAUUUUUGAGAGUAUGAUCAGGAGAUUUUAGAGAAUUUCCGAAGUAGAACAAAACCGUACCUUCAUCAGUUAAACGAACGAGGGACUCUACCCAAACGUAGAGCAACCUCCUCCAAUAGUGCUUGGAACUUUUGUACGAAAUGUUUUGCUAGACCUUUCCCUCUCAUGUUGUAAAAACAUGAAUGCGGAAUCUAACUAGAAAAAAAAAAUAUUGCAACAAAAAUAAUUUGCCAAUUGACUGAAAUACACAUUUGAAUUUUGACGACCCACAUUGCAAAGUAAAUUCCACCGCCAAACGAACAAAAUGGCCAUUUUAAAAAAAAUUGUUAGAACUGGUGGUUUCGAAUAGUAAUCCACAAACUGUAACCGGUCUGCGCAAAUUUGAGCAGAAUGAUUGCAAAGCCAGUGUUUUUUUUUUUAACUUUUAUAGUCACAUGAUGGCUGUCAGGUUCAAGUUUAGGACCUCUAUGUGUCCCUUAGGACCAUAAAUGUUUUAAUCAAACUAACUUCACUUUUUAAUUUUGAUUCACCUUUCUGGGGAUUGUUACUACUCCUACAAGAACUUGGAGGUAACACGCCAGAAUUUUAACUAGAAAAAGAAGCCCUUCACUUCCUUAGUUAUUCGUCAUCCUAGAUAUCAAAUCUCUAGUCCUUGUCGCCUUGCAAGAUAAUUCUGCCCUCACAUUUUCGACCCAUUGCUAAAACCACUUAUGUUCUAUACUAUUAUCAUUUCCACCAGCUUGCUUUUAACGCUGACAGAUUCAUCGGUUUCUAUGUCUUUAGAGUUCUCCAAGGCGGCUAUUACAACAGAUCGUCAGGGAAACUAACCAACAGUGCCCCUUUCAAAAUGGGGAGGAAAUUAACUAACUCAAGAAAAUAACCACUAUAAGUGAAAUUUUUGAACGACAAUCUCGUUCGAAGCCAAGGGCUCAUUCGAUAUAAAGCCAUGUAAAUCUACCAGAUUACUAAAUCUACGUCUAGCCUUUAGCAUUUCGCCUGGUAUUAGAUAUUCUCCGCCUGUACACGAAUCGUGGACAUUGUUCCAGGGUGUGUAUGGAGUUUUUAUUGUUCCCCUCACAGAAUCUGCCAUAAUACCACUAUGACGAUAAAACCCUAGGUGGUAAAUUAGCCUGAAAUAAUCUGCGAGUACACCUACUAUUAUUCUAAGACAGCUCUCCUUCUUUUUCUUCAACCUUUGCCCCGUUCACAAGCGGGGUCGACAGUUCUUGAUUAAUUUUAAACAAUCCUAAAAGCGUCUUUAUUCGUAUGUUCAUAUAAGAACCCUGAAUUGUUCUAUUUUUGACAAGCUCGUCCACGAUGUCAUGGAAGCUUACUGAUCCAUAGUGCGGCUCUCUUAUUUCCUAGUUCAUUGCUAACUCAUCUGUUGUUUCUUCCCUUCCGUCCCGAUCCCAGAGUAUGCAGACAUUAUGGUAAAGACCGAACGUAUUCAGUUAAUCUAGGCAUUCCCAUAUUAAUUUGGCAUUCACUUAGUUGGAUUUGAAUACACUGAUGGUUGCUAUUUAGGCAAUUCAUUGACUAAAGCCCAGACGUCGCGAUGUUAUAUGCUCAAUUGCUCCUUUGGUAAUUGAAGUAGGAGCAUCUGCCUAUAGAUGGUUUUCACCGAAAAUAUAUUCAUGGGUUUGACAAUUUCCUUUGGCCCAAAAACUCUUGCACCUACGUCUUCCGCUGUGAAAUAUUCAUUGGUAUGCCAGGAUAUCAUUUGCCGAUUUAAGUGGUUGAUUUUUUGACUUCCUUGCUGAAAUGAAAAUUCGUUGGAAUACGAGUUUGCUGUCGAAUGACACAGAGGAAAAAAAAGAUAUCCUCUUCGUGUCAGUAUUUGGGUAUACCAUCUAGAAAAAAUGCCGAUUUUCCUUCGGUGUAAACAGCUCCAUGCUCACUGAUUGAGUACUACUGAGUUUUGUUUUCAACUUUUGAGUCUUGGCAGUUGAUACACCUCCUUGGCUGUUGUAUUGAAGCUUGUUUUACCCCUCCAAAUUACCACACCUUUAUAACCAUUGGUCAUACUAUUCCAUCAUAGCAUUUUUGAGGUGCUUUCUCUUUUGUUCACUCGUAUGGUUCAGUAAAAUACCAAACUUUUAUGACUUUCUUACGAAGUUUUCUGACGCGUGUCUUCAGGGGUAACGUUUUAUUUAGAGGUAUUCCCAAGCAGCCAGGUAGCCUUAGAACCUAUUGCAUCACCCUAAACUAAAUUGCUAUUUAUAUGUCAACCAAACCUUCCUAACAACUGCAAACUAAGAAACUGUGCGUUGGGUAACGGGGCAGAAAAGUAUUGACAGCAGAAUUCACAACUAUGAAACCAUAAGUGACCAUUGGCGAGAACCGGAGAAAACCUACAGCCAUAAUAAACUUAUAUUACAUUAUAGACAGCGAAUUAAAAUGUCUAAAAUCCUAGAACUCAAUACUUGUGAUCAAAAUUGGGACACUGCUAGACCUAAUAAUCGACCACUCUCGUCUAAGGAAGCACUUACACCCAAUGGAUUUUAUACUGUUGACCCAACGUGCAGAUUUUACAAUGAAGAGGGCGACUGUCAUAUCAGACUAUCCCGCAUGGCAUAAAUUGCCCAUUUCACUCUAGCUUACAAACACACCUUUCUCGGCAUCCACCCUGCCUAACGUCAGGAUAUUAGGCAGGAUGAUAUUCUCUUCAACUGUUAGAUGGGAUUUUAGGAGGUGUGUGCUGAGAAGUAAAUACACUCCGUUCUCGAAAUUCAAACCCACAAAAGAUACGGUUCUAUCGUUGGCUAUGACCACAGUGUACAAUCUGUUAUACAUCGUCGAUACAUUUUUGUGCCUAGCUCAAUUCUUGAUUUGUUGUCUUUCUUCGCCUGCACAGGCUGUUUCACCAGGCUACAUUCCUUGUUGAAGCUAUUAUCUUAAUUGGACCACCGGCCUCAUAUGCGGCUAUGGUAACCCCAUUGAAAUCUUCGACCAUAGUUUCCGGUUCUAUUCCGCUCCUGAUGUCGCUACCCACUUUUAUCUAAUUGCCAGCGUUACCCUCUCUUUUCCAGAAUUGCUCUUGCUGUCGAAUCAAAUUGUUUGCAUAAUCCAACUUAGAAGGCUAAUCUCACAUUCUCCAAAUUAUACUUAGUCCACACUUAACAAUAUUUCCUGGGGUUGUAUCUACCAAUGUGAAUAUGCUUCCUACAUUAUGUAUUUUUAGCCUAUUACAAUAGAAAAAUUCAAAAAGAUACUCACCUCUAAGAUUGAUAUCCUUACAUCCCCAAACUUCGUUGUCUGAAGACAUGGUAGCGCGCCUUUGUCUCGCAAUACUUCACCACUCUUCCUUCCGGCGCAGAUCGUUACCAGGUAACCAGUGAAGAAUACUUAAAGACAUAUAUGUAUACUUUAAAAUGAGUUUUAGUAUGAUGGGGCCUCUCGUUUUUCGUAAAAGGUAUUCCAAAUUACGUACCAGUGUAUCCAGGGUUCUUGAGUCAACACUAUUCCAACCUUAUUGAAGCAUCCAUUGUAUAUUUUUGAAUGGAAGAAGUUUACCUGGUUAUCUCUAUGCUAUUCACUUCCUUCAUUAAGGAUUUAAACUUUCUUUCAAAGUUAAAGUAUUAUCCACCUUCAUCCACACGGCACUCGACAGCGGCUCGCUGUCUUGUUGUUCUGAGCAUUAGAAUACAUAGACGGCUUCUCAUCCUCAAUAGGUAGCAAAUUUACUUAGUUCAAGCACUCAGACCCCUAUUGUACUAUCUCCGCCGAUCACCUAUUCAACGGCCUCUCGCCUACGGCGUUCGUAGAACUGAGAACAUUAGCCAGAGACAGAGAAUAAGCAGACUCUUCGUUGAAGAAAACCUUUCCAAAGUAUCUUCGUCUGAGAUCUGAGGAAGUCGGGCAGCUGCAUACGACGUACAGGGCCAUCUCCUCCUCCCCACUUUGGUUGUAUAUGGCCGAGACCACCACUCCGAUUUUUUCCAUUUUGUAGUUUAAUGAGCAGUGUCUCGUUAAAAGCCCUGCUGGGGUUUUCAUGUCCGACUUCUUAGGGGACAACAAAAAUGCCGCUCUAGCGUCCACGGGUUCCUUGACAAAGAUUUUCACCUGCCCCCGCAAAAGUGCAAAUUUCUGCAAAUUUACGCCAGCGUAAAUCCUCACAACUCCGCCCCCCCCCUUCAGAGUAGACUUCACAGUGGAUGGCCGGAUGCCAAAAGCUGGUUCUGACCUCACCAUUGUCGCCAGUCUCCAGUCUUCCUCACUCCCAGCGAUGUUUGGCACCCACGCCACAACUCCACAUCAACUCGCAAAUUUUAUUACUUCUAAACAAUAUCCAUAGUUUCGUGUGGAGUCCCUCAUUUUGGGUAAUCAAAAAACUUGGCUAACCUUCAGAUCUCUUCUGAGGUUCCUUGAGGAUUCUUCUAGCUUCAGAUCUUCCUUCAUAACGCAGAUAACAUUUAGUUCCUGCGCCAUUGUGACCUGCUCUCUUCCUAACCUGCGUUAUAUCAAUCUCAGACGAGUUCUUUCUUAUCUCUGACAUGUGAUAGCUAUUCUUUGUCAGUUUUGGUCUUCUGAGCAAUCCAAUAUUUGGCUUCACGCUCCUAGACAGUUUCCUCUCGUUGUAGGAUGGUUAUCACUAUUAUGCAGAUGUGAUUUCGCCUGAUGAAAGAGGAAUUUUUCUCGUUUCCAGUCAAGAUACGUAACGUUCUGCUGAAGUAUGGUCACCUCGAAUAGGAUGUAACUUAUGGUGUGGGGCGGGUGAAUAUAUGUAUCUAAAUAGUGUAGCAAGUUCAAGUUCUUAUAGAGCUGCUAUGGUGGUCAUUAAAGGGCAUAUACUGCAGUGGUGACCUUAUUUCACUACUGAAGAAGGAAAGAGUAGCAAACAUUUCCAAAAGUUGCAGCCACUACGGUUUGUCUGUAUUAGAUUUACCACUUCUCUAUGUCAUAUGCUUGGUUCGAGUAAAAUCUAGAGGUUCUCAAAUCACCUCCAAGUGGUGCAAGCCAGAGCUGAUUGCUCUCCACAAUUACUCAUAUCGGAUUAAGCGGUGAAUCUUCUUACAACAAGUGGAUUUCUUUCUGUUUUGGCGGCCAUCCAGAAAUGUUUUAUUAUUUCCACUUGGUCACAAUUUGAGUUGGGAGAGCAGCGUCAUGAACUCAGAUCCAUUGAAUUUAAGAGUAUCUUUUGAAUGAUAUAAACGACCCUGAAUCGACAGUUAGAUGAGUCUGAUGUAGGGAGGGAGUAGUUUUUUUUGCGAAGAGGACCUAAAACAAGUCUUUUCCAAGUAGACCUUUUUCUACCCAAGGUAAUACUUGUGAGACAACAUCUGUUAUAUAUCGUUUUAAAAAAAUCCUAUUGGGGUAUAGCACAUUGACCGCGCCAUCCCUGCAAUAUAUUUCAAUUCCCACCACGACUUUCGGAAGAGCUUGCACUGCUUCUUUAUUCCUCAAAAACACGCUGGACGUCCUAAUAUAUUCGGUUCCAACUCCAUGGCAUAACCCUCAAAGAAGUUGUUACCGUUUUUGCAUGUAUGACCUACCUACUGCUACUUUCACCGUCUAAUCAACACGUCCAAGGGUAUCUGACCUGUAUGACGUAGAAGCUGUUCAUUUGUUACAGAUCAAAGUACCAUGAUGAGAUAAUCCAAAACUGAAUUGAUGAAAGCUUAGAGCUCCCUGUUAUGCCAUGCUUGAAAUGAAUGAAAAUUGCCACCAUUAAUACGCUCGUUUCAGAAUAAUUACGUAUAUUUGACGACUUCAAAAGCAACCGGGAUGAAUAAGUCCUCCGCAGGACAUUAAUGCUGGUCCUCUUCAGUAGACACCAUUCAGUAAUUUCUUUUCUAUCAUUCUACAUUUAGCCGGAAGAUCUGCUUCUUCAUAACUCUCUAAUACUUCCAGCAUUUUCCCUCCCCCCGUAAAUUUUCUUUAUUUCUAUCUAUCACCUUGCUUUUGUUGUAUACUCUCGUGUUUCUGAAUUUGAAAAUAAAAAAGUCUAAUUUCUUCCUUUUUGUUUAACUUAAAUAUUUUUCCGGAAAUCCGCAUAUUCCUCACUGCUAGCAUUCGUCUCUUGAUAAAUUUGAAUAGCUGACAAUUUACGUUGCCUUCGUUCAUGUUGGGAAAUGUCUAUUUCUGGGUUUUGUAAAUUUCCAUACUUUCGGGUACGUCUAAUUUGUAUUGCUUAUCUGUUUGAAUAAUUGUAUGUCCUUCUUGCAAGUGGUGCGGUUCGCCAAGAUUAUGUGGUUAAUCUGAAAUCGGUUAAUCCGCUAACUCAGCAUCCUUCUCCGAAACUUAUUUCCACAUUCUCUCCCAUCUGUCUGUUCCACUGGGCACACCAAAUUUCAUAUAUUCUAAAUGUGGGGUUGAUCUAUUAGGUUCUUAAAUAAUCCCCAAAGAGUUUUUAACUGAUUGCUCUUGCUGCUGAAGAGGACCUCCAAACCAUGCUCACCAGCUUUCGUUUCAACGAAAGAGAGAUUUGAUUGAAUUCCAAUGCUAUUCUCCUGGGCUGUUAAUCAGGAGUAAGCUUGCUGAGCACUUGCAGUAGAAGAGGCUUCUUACAUUUGUUGAUCAAACUGUGGAUAGACUGGUUUUGGUAUCCUUUCAGUCUGGUGACAUACAAAAUGUGUCUAAUUUCUUUCACUGCGCCUUCCGAGAAUUUAGGAAUAGCCAAUAUUCGCUGGACCAUGUAGGUGCAAAAGCAAUUUCGUGCUGAUGAACGUGGUCCGAAAUGAUGUGGUAUCUACCGUUUUCCUGUAGAUCUCCAAAUCUAAUGUCAGUUUAACAUAUUCUCGUCUUUUACGAUGAUGGAACAGAUAAUAUCUACACGCCUCUACCAAAAUCAAACCAGCUGAAGUUAAGUCUAUUUCCAAUGGAGAUUUCGCUAAUGAACGGAAAAAGAGAGUGUUGCCCCUUGAGGCUUCUACCAGCUGCUUAUUAUUCUUGCCCCUGAAGAUGGAAUACUUUUCUUCUUUUCGAAUCCUAGCUCUGGGAAAUGCAGCAAGUAGUUACUGGAAUAUGGAUAUUUGUCGAAAGAAAAACUUUUUUUUGUUUUCGAAUAAAUAUUUAUUAUUUAAUUCCAGUCAUACAUCGGAAGCUUCGAAUAUAUUCCAAUUCUCAAAUUUAGAGAAUAAUGUAUAUUAUCCCAUGUCAUUACUGCAACUUUUUAUAUUUACCUCAUCGUGGAAAGUUUGGUAGAAAUCCCACUAUUAUUGGCAAAUCACCUUUUUGAGGUCCAACGGAUCAACUCGUUUCGGCCUCUUGAACUUUCUGUGAGGCAAAAUUCUCUUAGUUAUUGUGCUGUGGUGAUUUCAGUCUGUCUAAAUGUUUCCUAGCCAAACGCUAUAUGUAUUCCACGAUUCUUCUGGCCUCCAAAUCUUUGUGUAGGUCAACUUUACGGAAAUACCAGCUGGCAUCGAAUAUAUAUCUCAGAAUUUUGAACUAGGACGCAGUAAAUUAAUAGGACUUACACACCGAUUUGUAGACGACAACUUACAAUUUAGAAAGAGUAUUUUGCAGUGCAUUCAUUGACUUACUAAUCUUUCGCCCCUAUUUUCCACUUCCAGGAGAGUCAUCUAUCGAAGUGUAUCCCCAGGUAUUUAACGUUAUUUAUUCUACCUCUGGGCAAUUUUUGGUUGGUGAACUUGAUGACUAUAGUUACUGGAGUAGAAGCUUUUCGAAUAUUUUUGAUACUGAAGGAAGGCUUACCAGUCUGUACCGGUCACUUUCUCCAAGUUUUGGAAUCAUUGUCACAAUUGCAUUCUUCCAAAUUUGAGAGAUUCCCAAGAUUCCAUUGAAAAUAUAGCACAACAGCUUGAGGACUUUACUGGGAACUGUUUCAGGAUGAAGAAAGUGAAGCUUGGAGCCUUUCUUUAAUGAUACUUUCAGCUUGUUUUAACGAUGUUUCCAGGUGGCUCUGGUUUGUGCUAAGUGGGCAUCUGGGAAGUUAAAAAGAGGUUCGAUUCGAAUACUUCAGCCAGGUAACUGUAAAUACUUUGGCUUCGUUCUCAUUACUUUUAAAACUGUGGUAGUUCUUAGUGGAUAUUCUGUGAAUGUUGUUUAUUGAUCUUUUUAACUGCUUUUCACAAUACUAGAUUCAGUAGUAAGCAGCCCGCUCAGAAACUUCUGUAUAUCAGCCAGACCAUCCUGGUCUUCUUUAACUGGCGAUUUAAGUAGUUUUGUGGUCUUCAUGAGAUUUGCUUCGCUUAACGAUUUCCUUUCUUUAUGUUCACCACUAUGUGGAUCUGUUCGUCAGCCCAGUUUAUGGAGUAUUCUAUUUUGGCUUAUUAUGUACCGUGAUAAUUACGGGAGGUUGUAGUUCGUAGACUGUUUGUGGCACUGUACAUUGACGUGGUACUCUUUUUGAAACUUCAAAUUUAAUGAUGAAAUAUUUUAUGUGAUAUGUGUGUACUAUCUUUACCUUUGGGACAGACCAGCCUUUAGCCACAAAGGGUAUGCUUCACAAUCCAAUCACCAGCAGUGACAAGUUUAUUUAGCUUAUAUAUUUUUCCGAUCUUACAAAUAAACCAAUAUCAUGCAUUUUAGCCGUUCGCAUUCCAAUAGAAAAUUUUGAUUGUAUUUAUUUUUGAUUUAAAAGGAUUUACGGCAUCAUAUAUUCGUCUAUUAUUUGUUCCAGGAUCAUGGUCCCUUGGGAAAUCCGUUUCCAUGCUAAUGGAAAUAACGAACUACUUUCCUUUAUUUAUAAUUCAUUUAUUGCACUAAUUUUUCUUUUCCAUUAUGAAUUCACACUAUAUCACAAUUCUGCUUUUUACUAUUUACUUUAUUGGAUUGGUCGGCCGGUGAACGAAACUAGAGGGUCUAUAUAUUCGUUGACAGUUCUGUCGACAAAUGUCAUAGUUGGCCGUCUGUUGGAUUUACUACGGCCAUUAAUACAGCGGCGGGGGCGAAUCCACAAUGGCGCCCAGGUUUGCGCCUCCGAUGCACCGUCAAAGUCCUAAUAGUAUUCAAGAACUGAUGCAUAUUAUUCGACUGUGUAGGAAGAAUCGAAAAUAGUUCGAGCUGCAAACUGCAGUGGUAAAUUCAUCUUGCCCUGUUGUUUUAUUGCAUCAGCAAUCACAUCGAAAUUUUCAUCCACAUAUGUAUUCGAUUAAUUUGGUAAGACUUGCAGAGCAGCGUACCUUUUAUGUCCACAGGCAACUUUCUUAUAAGCUGCGCCAAUACCAUAUUGAGAUAUGCAAGUCCACCUCCUGGUUUUCACCCUGACAUUUGAUAGCUGUAAUUCUGACAUUGGAUUUUGACUCCAUAUCUUCCAGAGUUGGCGUUUAAAUAUUCCUAUCUGAUCGUUUCCCACUUUUGAAUAUUUUAUGCGACCUCAUGUCGGUUAUUUCAGGAACGUAUGCAUACUCGUACAUUUCCCGGACUACUAGAACAAUGAUCUUGUACUUUCUGGCCUGUUGAAGCAGGUCUUUGGCAGCAUCAGAUCUUUUUAGUGAUCUAACAUUCUAAGAUUCAAGAGUGUAUUCAUUCAUUCGUUUGCACAUUCGUUUCAUUUGUAUCGAUCGUGUCCGAAGAUAGUACAACGUACAUUGCCCCGAACUCUUCUCCUUUACCUGGGCUUAGAACUGGCAUUCACAUAAUGUGGCGGAGUUAUACUUUAUUUCAGCCUUUUAGGCUGUUAGGUCAUUAAUUCCUGCCACUGAAAACUACGCCUGCAUCAUGUUUCACAAACUCCCGCUUCAGCAAAGGAAAAAUUUGAUUGAAUUCCAAUGCUAUUUUGCUUUUGGGCUGUUGAUCAAUAGCAAUUUUGCUUAGCGCUUAACGUAAAAAAGUUCUGUUACGUUUGUUGAUCAAACUGAUGAUAGUCCGAACAGUGUAUCCGUCCAGUUUGACAACUUAGAAAAUGUAUUUGGUCUCUUUCACCACGGCUUCCGAAGAUAUGGAAAAAGGCACCAUCCAGUGAAUCACGUCAUUGAAUGAGGAUGAGGACUUCGUACUAAUGGGCGUAGUCCGAAAUUCUGGAGAUAAAACGUUUGACAUCUGCUAGUUUCCUAUAAAUCUCCAAAUUUAAUGUCUUCUAUUUUACCCCAAUAAUAAGUUCUAAAAAUGGUAGUUUUUUACCUUUUCCAUCUCCAGAGUGAAUUCGAUAUUUGGAUGCAGUCUUUCAAAAAAAUUGAACCUUCUUUUCUACGCCAUCUAUUCAGAUGAUGCUGUAGAUAUCAUCAAUAUACCUGUACCAAAAUCACAGGAUCAGACUGUUCGAAGUAAACUCCACUUCCAAUUCGAUCAUGAAGAUUUCGCUAAUGAACGCAGAGGCCCCUUUAUCACCAUCAUUAUCAACCAAGCAACAACCGGUAUGCGGUCUAGACCUGCCGUAAUAAGGAAAUCCAGAUAUCCCGGUUUUACUCUAAAAUCCGCCAAUUCGAUAUUCCUAAAGCUGUCUGGCGUCCUGACAUACGCUCCAUCUAAGGCACGUCCUCUUUUCCUACCAUAAACUUUGAGCUUAUAGACUCUCCUGGUUGAAUGAUCCUCACCCAUACAAGUUAAAUGGUCCGUCCACCACAACCUAUUCAGCUGGAUUUUAUCAACAAACAAACGACUAUGGUAUCGUUCAUCCUCUUGUUGGAGAGCUAGUAUUCUUCGGAGGAUUCUUCUCUCGGACGGGACUAGAUAAGAGAAAUUUUCAAGUAUUUUAUUCUCCUAUCUUCAUCAUUCUAAGUGAACCAGUUCUAUUCGUUGCUGUUUCUCUCAUUUUCGAUGCUGACGUUGCCUUCAUAUAUUUCAUUAACCAAGCAUCCGGCGCCAAACACCAGCAGCUCGGUUAAGGUUAAAAAGAAUGUAUGUCGUCGUCUUAGAUCGUUACUGAUGGUCUAAUGGUCUCGAGAUGGAUUCAGCUGCUUUUAUCUGGCCUCACACAUUGGUCAGGGUCACCUUAGUCAGUCUUACCAAUUCAGUGGGUAUACCAAAUUCUCCUAUAGCCGAGUACCAUAGCUAUUCUAUCAUAGGUGGCCUUGAAGUCGAUGAAAAAAUGAUGAACUUGAUGGUCAUAUUCCAACGGUUUGUCGUGGCACAGAGGUCUAAUCUGUUGCGGAUUUGCUUGGAGAGAAGCCCCUUUGGUAUAAACCGCGAAAGUUCUCAGCAUAUAGGGCUAUUUGACCUUGCAAGACAGUGGAGAAUAUCUUAUAAAUGGUACUAAGCGUGAUACCGUGAUUUUUAUGUAUGGGGUAGAUAAUGCGCCUGUGCCCGACAUCAGGCAUUUAUUUGCUGUCCCACACUUUGAACAUCAGCUAAUAUAAUUGAUCGCCGAAAUAUUUAAUCAAUUCGGCUAUAAUUCCAUGGCCAUCUAGCGACUUAUGAUUCUUGUCGGUGAAUCCAAUGGUUGAUGAUGGCAUCAUUUGUCCGUCGUCUUCAGUUUAUGGCAUUUCCGAAUCACCGAUAUUCUGAUCGUUGGAACAAUUUAUGAAAGUACUCAACCCAUUGCUGCAAUAUGCCUAUAUCGUCGGAAAUCAGGUUUCCACCUUUGUUCCGAUGAGCAUCGAGGUGUAUAUGGCUUCAUCCUGUUAGCUUUUUUAUAAACCGUCCGCGAGUUCGUUUCUCCCCGGCCUCCUUUUUCUGUUUCCGAAGUCACUUCUUCGCUGCCCACAUUCUUUGAGAUUGCUGCAUUGUCCAAGAUGUACAGCAUUCUUCUGUUCCGUUUUUAGCCUACAAUCCCCGUCGAAUCAGUUGUUUUUUGUUGCAACUGGGGCCAAAUAUGUUUAUGGCGUUCUUCCUACUCUAGGAGAUCUGAUAAUUGCAGUUAUCCCUGCAUCCAAUUCCUCCUUGCACAUGUUGCAGGAAGCUUAGUUGUGGAUGACUUCAGUGAUUCAAUUUACCUGAUUUCCUGAGGGGAUUCGAGGUGAUGACAAGAUAGUGAUCCACGUCUAUGUACAUAUGUAUAACCCCUAUCGGUUCUGACAUUCAUCAAGGAUGAGAGGUGGAGGUUUGGUCAAUUUGAGUGAUGGUGGUCGCAUGUGGAGAGACCCACGUUUGUUUGUGGAUCUCUUUCCGGGCAAUCCUUAGUGACUUUGGAAAAGCUCGAUUAUUAUUAUUAAACGUCGAAAUCAAAAUCAAGUUUAAUUACUGGGGCCUAUUUUUCACUUGAUGGCUUUCAGUUUUAUAGUCAGCUCUUAGCUGUGUUUAUGUUACAAAGUUUACUAAUAUUCAGGGAAGAAGUGAACGUUUUCCAUUAGCAAACCGUGUCCAGCUUUCGUGCAACUCACGGUGAGGCUCUAUGGAUUGCCAGCGUCACUUAGUCAUUUUUUUUAAAUCUCCAUCUGACUAGUUGAAAAAAAAAUACCUUUGCACUGAAAAAUUUGAAAUGAACUUGCCUCCAAUUGGCACGACCUUUGCAGUCAAUGGUUACAGGAUUAUAAUCUCCAUUUGUAUUGAAAAAAAAAAAUUGUGCAUUAAAUUGUUUAUAAAAACCACAGAAAGAUUAUAUAAAUAAUCCACUGAAAACAUCAUAAAAUAUGCUCCUCCUCAUAUAAUUUUACAGUUGCGCUAAUCUUGAAAGUGCUCUCAAUGUAAACUAAUUUUAAAUGGAAACACAACGUCUAAUGUUAGAUCUAAAACUAUCUCGAUUUACUUUCCGACGAACUAGUUAGACAAGAUAUAUGUUAACAAGGAACUCUUUCCAUGUUUUCCCUCCGAUUUUGUACUAGUCGUAAAUAUUUUUGACUGAAGAGUAUAUUGGGCUGGCUCAAAACUUUACACCACUAACUUCCGUUCUUCUAAAAUCAAAACUAUCAAAACUUAAACAUGUAAAAAAGCAAAUACUUAUCUCCACUAACUUUUCUAAGGCUUCCUUGUUAGCUAGAAAUUAACUUUUUAGAUCUUUAAAUCAAAAUGAACCGAAACACUAGUAAUGAAUUCUGUAGUUUUAGAGUACGAUAGAUACUUGAAACAAAAUGGCUUCAAACAAUAACUCCAUAGAUACAAUAGUAAAUAAGAAUAAGCUCUUUCCUUCAGUGGCAGUAUGAGUGUAAUUCCUUAACACUAUCCAACAUGCUACAAUCCACAGAGAAUAUUUAUAAUAUCAUUUGGGUGUUGCCAAAAAUUAACAUCAACGUACAUCAGCUAUCUCUUUAAUUUCUAAAGUUUAAAACAGAAUAAAAUAUAAGUAAAGUCAAAUGUUACAAAAAAACAAGAACAAUUUUUUCAUACAUACACUGAUUAGGUUAUCAAAUUUUA